AUGAAGAUUGUUUCAUUUAUCAGGCAAUAUAAGAACGACAGUCAGCGCAGAGUACCCAUGCUCGAGCUUCAGGAUCUCAUGGCGUUGUACAUGGGCCUUCUGGAUGAGCUUUUCUUCUUCGGGUUACUCACCAAACAAGGAAGGAGAUGCAGAAAUCCAUUCAGGAAGGGCCAAUUAGUCCAACUACAGGUUAUAGAGGAAGCGGAUGGCGUCAGAUGGGGAGCUUGGGAGCCUGCCCAAGAUCAGAUAACCUUACACACGGAAGUGAUCGACGACGGGCGGAUUGUGGAGCUCAAUAUGAAUGAUAUGGUAACAACUUUGGCACACGAGAUGAUCCACGCGUAUCUGCAUAUCUUCUCUAGCGGGACUAGAGGCUACGAUGUGGAUGUCGCCUUGGCUGUAGGUGCUGAUGAUGAUGACACUGAAUCCCAACGUACAAGAGGCCACGGGCCCGUCUUUUGGGAGUUCUACCAACACAUCACGGGCAAAUUCACACUCUGGAUUCCAGAAUCGCAGGAAUUACACGAUGGUGCAGGUAGAGCAGAAAGGCAAGAGCUCUAG
This is a messenger RNA of Neoarthrinium moseri, 561 nucleotides long. RefSeq lists its product as uncharacterized. The record is from RefSeq and is a predicted model, not a curated record. Bases 1 to 561 code for a protein of 186 amino acids. Lineage: Eukaryota; Fungi; Ascomycota; Sordariomycetes; Amphisphaeriales; Apiosporaceae. The transcript has a single exon.